This is a messenger RNA of Lucilia cuprina (Australian sheep blowfly), 1569 nucleotides long. RefSeq names its product arrestin domain-containing protein 4 (gene Vdup1). The record is from RefSeq and is a predicted model, not a curated record. Gene Ontology annotation, cellular component: cytoplasm. Bases 129 to 1154 code for a protein of 341 amino acids. NCBI's taxonomy places the organism in Eukaryota, Metazoa, Arthropoda, Insecta, Diptera, Calliphoridae. The transcript is spliced from 3 exons. Gene Ontology annotation, biological process: protein transport.
AUCAAAUAUAUCUCUUGCAUGACUGGAAACAUGACCUUAAACUAAAUUUAAAUUGCAGUUAAAUACAUGACAAUCCAACCAACCAAACUAACUAACCAGCAUUCAAUAGCAGUAGUGGUCAUACGAAAAUGCCUCGUAAACUUUUAAAAUUUCUUAUUAUAUUUGAUAAUACAUCGCUGCUGUAUUUUCCCGGACAAUUUCUAUCGGGUCGAGUAUUAUUGGAACUGCAAGAUGAUACACCCGCCUUGGGUUUACACUUUCAUGUUGUGGGUGAAGGUGUAGUAAGAGCGGGCACUGGACGCCAAGAACGUGGUACUUAUGAUAAAGAAAAUUAUAUAGAUUUUCGUAUGCGUUUAUUGGGUGAUGUCGAUCAGGGUCCUACAGUUUUAUCGCCUGGUAUACAUAGUUUUCCCUUUAAGUUGGGGUUGCCUUUGGGUUUACCUUCAACUUUUUUGGGACGUUAUGGUUGGAUCCAGUAUUAUUGUAAGGCGGCCUUAAGAGAGCCCAAUGGUUUGAUUCAUAAAAAUCAUCAAGUAUUUAUUGUCAUGAAUCCCAUCGAUUUGAAUAUGGAAAAGCCAAUAUUGGCGCAACCUUUCACUUGUGAAGUGGAGCAUAAAAUGGGUGUGGCCUGUGUAGGCGGGGGCAUGGUUAAAUGUCGUGUAGCACUUGAUCGUGGUGGAUAUGUGCCUGGCGAAAGUGUGUUAGUGACGGCCUUCAUAUCUAAUCAUAGUAAUGCCACCAUUAAAAGAACCAAAGCAUCGCUGACGGAGACCAUCGAAUAUUUGGCUCGCGGUAAAGUGGUGCAAACAGAAAAACGUGCUUUGGCCGUUUUAGUACGUGGUAAAAUUCGUCCUGGCGGUAAAGAUGAAUGGCAAAAUGAUAGUCUCUAUGUGCCACCUUUACCACCCACAAAUCUACAUGGCUGCCACUUGAUUAAAAUAUCCUACGAUGUUUUCUUUGUCAUUGAACCCAAGUCUUUGGAAAAGGAAAUUAAACUACAACUGCCCAUAGUUUUAGCAACAUAUCCCUUCCGUUCGACGGGCAAUGAUAUAUCAAAUACUUGGCCAGAUUCGGUGCUUAAACCCGAUACACAUUAUCCCUCCACAUUACCCAUAUUUCGACCCUGGUUACACGAGAAACCAGAAUCUAAUUAACAAAAAUUAUUAAACACUAUAUUUCAAUGCUAAUCCAGUUUAAUUAAAACAAAAUACUUAACAAAAAGAAACAAAAAGAUGUUUGAGAAGCGAUUAAAUAUUUUUAAAGAAAUCUGUUUUAUUAAGAGACUUCAAACGCCUACUUAACUUUUUUGAAUCUAUAUUGGACUUUUAGACAUAAAAGGCGUGCUGAAGCUUAAAAACAGAACAGAAAUAUGUAUAAAUGAAAAAAAACAACUAAAAACUUUAAGAAACUUAUACCCAGCCAUAAUUUGUUGUGAAAAUAAGAUUUUACUUUUAUGUGUAGGUACUUAUUAUAUUAUUAAAAAAAUUAUUUUUUAUUAUUUUUAAUUCUAUGUUUUAAUAAAUUUAUAAUAUUAAUUAAUUAAUAAUAAGCUGUGUAUAAUAAAAGCAU